Messenger RNA from Mycotypha africana, 3381 nucleotides. RefSeq lists its product as uncharacterized. The transcript has 7 exons. Gene Ontology annotation, molecular function: lipid binding. The coding region runs from base 1 to 3381 and encodes 1126 amino acids. Lineage: Eukaryota; Fungi; Mucoromycota; Mucoromycetes; Mucorales; Mycotyphaceae. The record is from RefSeq and is a predicted model, not a curated record.
AUGGCAACGCUAACUCAGACGCCACCCACUGCAGCCUUAAACCGAUUAAAUAAUAACAAUAGUUGGAGUGAUCCCAUACAAAAUAAACCUAACUUAGCAUUGAACAGCCUCAAUUCAAUAAACCGUCCUGAUUCACUUAAAACUACACUUUCUCUUUACAAUGCCAUUUUCAGUGAUGACGACGAUGAUGAUACCUCACCACCCCACAUUUUAGGCAAUUAUUAUCCGACAGCUAAAUUGAAGCAUCCAAUUUCCUCCUCCUCCUCCUCUAGUGGUUCUGUGAAUAAGCAUCCUAUCAACAGCCCCAAUACAUUAAGACCAACGAACUCUCCUGCUGCUGCUGCUUCUACUGCUAUUGAUAACGGCACUACUAAAUCUUCAAUCUAUUCAUCAAGGUAUAAUGCAGCUGCUGAAUCAUCAUUUUUAACAGCUUCUUCUUAUCACGUACAUCAAGCUGAUAAUGCACUAAAAACAUUAAAGCGCAUUAUUUUGGAGGAUGAUUGGAAAAAAGUUCUCAAGCAUAAAAGUGGCGUAAUGGUUCAUAUGAAAAACGGAAUGGAUAAAGAUGAUAAAACGCCUAUCUUCAAAGGCGAAGCUGUUAUUCAAGGAUUCUCACCACAAUCUAUCUUUUAUGUCGUUGGAAUGCGCAAAUUAUGGGAUGAGCAGUAUGAAGAUGGUAGCCUUGUUGAGAAUCUGACUGAUACAAUAUCAUUGACCUAUGAAGCCAUGAAACCUACACCUACUCAGAAAUCGCGGGAUUCGGUUUUAGUCGAAAAGAUUGAAUGCACACAGAACGGAGCUAUUAUAUUCGCAUGUACAAGUGUAGAAACUCCUCGUAUACCAAAAGUAAAUGGUAGGACCCGUGCUAAUAUAAAGUUGCAAGGCUGGAUAUUGGAGCCUCUUUACGGAGGUCCUAGACCCGCGACAAAAGUGAUUUAUGUUGUUCAAGAAGCCAUGAAAGGCUGGGUACCAGGAUUUGCGAAAAAGACUUUGGCCCGACGACCUUUGGUCAUCGCUAAGGUUGCUGAGUAUUUAGAGAAAAAGACAAAUCGUCUGCGAUCGCAACAACAGCAACAAAAUCAACAAGUGAAAAGUGGGAGCACUUUCUUUCAAACUUUCACAGGAGGCCGUCGUCGAAGACCAUCUAUUAUGAGUAGUAGUAAUAGUAACAGCUGUAGUAGGCCAAAGGCGCCGCCACUCUCCUCUCCCUUGUUACCCGCUUUUCCAUCAUCGCAGUCCAAUGGUUCAACCGGCUUUCUGUCACAGUCUAGCCCGUCUCUAUCGGCACUAAAGCCUGCCCCUUCACAGCGCAGUAGGAAUGGUUCCCUCUUACUCCAACAGCAACAAUUACCACAACAGCCUUCAUACAAUAUAAAUGAUAACGCAGUGAAUACUACCGCUGCUUAUUACGCCGGUGACAAAAAAAACGUCUCUUUUGCGCAGAACAUUAUAGCUUAUCCGCUGAAGAAUGAACCUCACGAGUGUCAUGAUGAAAUUACGAACAGCAACAGGAAUAACACAUUAUUUGCUGCUACUGAAUCAAUAGCAGAAGAUCAAUCAAACACUAUUCAUAACAAACUGACAAAGGCACAGUUGGAAAAGUCAACCGGAGGUCUUUAUUCCUCUCAUCGGCAUCCAAUUCAGAAAGUCGAGAGUCUUCAAUUACUUAAACGACUUAGUCUCACUACAAACGACUGGUCUCUCGAGAAAGAAUCUGAAGAGGGUUGUAAGCAUUACAUAUUCAACGCUCAUAUUUCUUCAAGUGAGGAAGAGGAUGACUUGACAUCUUUAUUACAUGAGUACAAUGGCUCUACUAUAAAUGGCAACACACCCUCGCGUUCAACACGACGAUUAUCCUUCAUCAGAGUAGACGGUGUUAUUGAAGGUAAAUGGACAGCAGAGCAGCUUUGCUCAGUCGUUUGUAAUUUUGAGGCAAGAAAGAUCUGGGAUUUUUCUUUUGAAAAUGCUCGUCGGAUGGAUAGAUUUAGUCAAAAGGAUUAUUUGGAACAAUGGAUACUGAAGCAUGCCAAUACUGCUGUUUCUUUACCAAGUAUGGAUAUGGCUGUUAUCACGAGUCUAGAAACAGAUCCUGUGACAGGAACAGUCUAUGCAGCUUCCACCAGCGUUGAUGAUCCUCAACUCCCUCCUCCUUUCAAUUUUCGAAAUACAAUUCAAAACUGUAUUCGUACUGAAACUGAUCUCUAUGGUUGGGUAUUUCGUCCGCUUUCUAAAAAGAAACAGCAGCGGCAUGGCGAUGACAACGCCGUCUCAUCCAUUCAUGUAUCUUUUAUCUGCAACAUGAAUUUUAACUAUAACUUUUCCAACCAAGUAUUGCAAGCUUGGAUCAAUGCUUCUUAUCGAUCAAUAAGUCAGCUGAAACAUUAUUUAGAUCAUUAUGGCUGUCCUCCCUACAUUCGGCGUGUAGCGGGCAAAGUUAUCAAAGAAGAAUUUGAUCCAUUCAAGAAGCGCUGUCAGAUCAAAUAUAUUGCGAAACAUCAGCCGUCGGAUUCUUACCGCCAACGUAAAGAACGUCGACAGCAGCAGCAAAAACCGAAUCACAAUAACAAAUCCGCGUCAGCAGCAACAGCAUCGUGGUGUACUGAUGUUCGUUUUGAUCGUCAAAUGUAUCCUACUGGUGUAGAUAUUUGUAUUACUCCCGCGAGCGCGACCCAUAUCCAGGUAUCUACAAAAGGCCAAACAUCCGUCAAGAUCUUCACUAUCGACGAGUCUAUCGAAGGAGAAGAAGUGACAUUCUCGAUGCUGCCACUAGUUUCUGAACCGGUAUCCGCUUCGAAUGGGAAUGUGCCUUUGCACACGCGGUAUGCAAUUAACGGCACUUUGUUCCCACAAACAAAGCGGAUGGCCAAUGCUACAGUAGCCGCUACAACUGCUACUGAAGUAUUUUCCAAUCACGGUCUUCGACGUGAGCAUAUCAAUGGCUCACCAACGCCUUCUGCUGCAGUUUCAGAUAAUGACAAUUCUUCAGCGUUAAAUCCUUCAUCUAAAGCUAUUACUGUCUUAGAUCUUACAUCUGUAAACAAGAAGAGCCUGAACGACGACAAAGGCAAGUCCUCAACCAGUUAUCGGAAGAAAUAUAAGAAUGACAGCUUUUUAGAACAGGGUCGGCGUGUAAAGCAGUAUAAAGAGCGAGACUCUAUCCGUAAAGAGACACAUACUGGGCCCAAUUCGGAACAUAGUAGUAAGGAUCCCGGAUUUGUGAAUAUUCCUAAAGGAUAUGUGCUCGUUUCUGAACAUCAAAAUAACAAUAUCAUUUCGAUCACUGAUGAAUUAUCAUUCAAUGGACAGCAGUUGUCUUUCAUAUUCUUAGUUAUGGUGCUUUGUUACUAUAUGGGCAAAUUCUCUUCCUGUAGUGCUUCUUAA